CUGGUUCUGGCACUGCUCGCCGUACGUCGGUGCCGGCGGGUGCGUGGUCGGGAGCGCGAGUGGAGCUGGCGAGCCGGGUGUGGUCGUGCAGUGCAGUGCGUGCAGUGCCUCGGAUGCGGUGAGCCGCGCCAUGCGCCCCGCGGCCUGGUAGCGGCCGCGGCAUGGCGCGCCGCGCCGCCCGCGCCCGCGCCUGCUGUUCACACACACCAUGACCGACCUGCAGGCCACAUUCGAGUUCUCCGUCGAACUUUACAAGUUCUACAAUGUCGACCUCUUUCAGAGAGGACUAUACCAAGUGCGCGUGGGCCUUCGCGUAUCUCCGAAGGUCCCGGUACACAUUGAAGCGUCAGUGUCAAGCGGCAAUGGCGCCGCCCGCACCGGCCGACCAGCCGCCAACGCGUCGCUCAUCGGUGGCCUGGCUGCGUCUCGAGCCUUCCAGAUCAUGUACCGCAAUGAGGAGGUCACUCUACGGGACAUCGUGCAUUUUAGAGCUCAUCUCUUAGUGGACAGUCGGAGUCUCAAGGAGUCGCUGGAGAGGGCAGAAUGGAGUCUUGGAGUGGAGCUGUGGUGCAGCGAGGGUGCGCAGUCCAGCACCCUGGCUCCCGUGUCCUGUCGGGUGCUGAAGCUGCACUUCCAGCCUGCACAAGGCCUCCACUACCACCUGCCCGUUCUAUUCGACUACUUCCACCUGUCAUCAGUGUCCAUCACCAUCCAUGCGAGCCUUGUUGCUUUACAUCAGCCUUAUAUCAAGAAAAGUAUCAUGCAUUAUGUGCAAAGCUGUACUCCUCGCUCAAGUAAACAGUGGGGCAAAUUGAUGAAGAGUGCUGGAUCCAACUUCAACACUUCUGGGAGCUUCGAGAAUGUACUCUUUGGCUCCACCGGCAAGUGCGCCGGAGGCAACUCUAGCAAGAUCGCGCAUGCUCGGCAAGUCCACGCAGAAGUAUGCGGGAUCCUGCUAGGGUCUCUGGAAGGGCUACAAAGUGCUCUAGCUAUAUGUGGCUCUCCAGGCAUCCUGCUUACUCCUGAGGAGUCAUCGUCCAACUCCGUCGUUGGAGAAGUCGCGCAAAGAAUAAAGGACCUUAGCGACUUUGGGAAGACAUUCCAGAAGUCAGAAUGCGGCGAGGAGGAGGAGUGGGCGAUGAGCGCGGCGCACGACAUCGCGCGGCUGUGCGCCGAGGUGACGCUGCGCUGGCGCGCCUUCCUGCACCACACCUCCGACCGCCCGCACGUGCACCACGCGCUCGCCGCCAGGCAUCAUGCGCUACGCAUCAAGCGUUUCUCCGAAUGCUUCUUCGUGCUGGACAACCCUCGGCACUCGCUGGCGGGGUGCUACGACAGCAACUACCAGUCGUACCAGAGCGUCGGCGAGGUGGCGCGAAGGUCUCGCUACUUGGCGCUGCUGCCGCCGCUGCCGGUACACUGCAUCGCGUUGGAUGGAGACCCGCAUAUCAUGCCUAUUAUAUUUGAAGACAGAUAUCAAGACACAGCAGAAUUUGCGCGACGGCGAUCAUUCCUGAAUUCAAGUGCGAGUAAAUCUGGAAGCGAUCCAUUCCUCUGUUCGGAGCCUCUUGGAGACGACUGUGCUUGUAGUGUUAGUUCUCUCAUGGACUCCAGAAGACCUUCAUCCGAAGCAUCCAGAGUUACUCUCACACUGCCCAAAACCAUCAUGGACGUUCUUGAACCGCAAUUCAACGCACCUAAAUCCAGUUCUAGUGUCGUGCAAGCAACUCUGACUUUGGCUCCCCAGAAAUCAGCCCGCGGAUCACCCAAACGAGCUUUAGUGAAACAAAAUGUAGUUGAACUACCAAAAGCACAUAACAAACAACUCGAGCUUACUGGAAGAAAUAGGUACAUUGUGCAAAACAAUCAAAUUAGCGAGAUUCAACUCCCACCGAACAAUGCAUUCGCCUCAUGCCCGAUACAACAAGGACAGCAAAUGUCUCGAUACUCCGCAUCAACUCUGCUUGAUAUGAAUUCGGCAAAAAGUGCUUCAAACGUUUCGCGUCUAGGAAAAGAGCAAUCAGAGCCAGGACUAGAAGUGUUUCGACAAAAACAUGAGAUCACUAGCGGAGUGAGUACUCUACCCGCUAGGCACAGCAAAUCUCUAGAUCAGUUGAGGGUAUCGCAGAUGACACCGCUCAACACUGCUCAAACAUUGACAAAGACUGUGCGAAAUGGUUCUAAUGCUUCUGUCAACUACCCAAAACCAUAUCUACCGCCGCAACAAGUAAAGCCAACAACAUUGCCUAGAAGCGUUACUACUAGUGCUUAUCCAACGAAUACAACGACUAGAUGCAGUUCCAAAGGAGAUGACUAUAGAAGAAAUAUAAGUGAAUUUAGAGAAAAAUACAAAAAUCCUUGUAUUAAAAACGUUGGGCAUGGAGUGAACAAUGAAGUGUUCCAUAAUGUAGGAUACAAUUACGACGGUGGAAUGAAAUCUAAUCCUAACCAAGUGUACGGCUAUACUUUCGGUAAUCAGGGUAAUCUGCAAGUAAACAAUGUUAUUCGUAAUCCGUUAGAAUUUCAAAGAGGCUACAGUGUAAAUUUACCCCGUCCUAUGUUGCCUCCACGUAAUUCUUACCCACCGGUUAGUGGUAAAAAUCAAGUGACUGAUCAAAAUAACUUAGUUUCUAAUAAGCACGUACAUAGAUCUAAUUCUACGCAUGUGUUUCAUCAAAAAAAUGUGGAAAAUCAACAAAUUGACAUUGAAGCUGCACGUAAUCAACUCAGGCAUGAGCUGAAUUAUUAUCUGCAAAAGGGUGACUGGAGUUACGAUUUCAAUACAGGAAGUUUAAUCCAAAACUAUCAAAAGAAAUCGAGUAAAAGUAGUGACGACAGUGGAUUUGUUAUGACUUUAGAUAGAAGCAGCGAUGGAACAUCAAAAUCAACGUAUUCAAAGACUCCUCCGUCUACCCCUCAUUCAACAAUGCCAUCUGUGAGGCAUAAGAAAAGCAGAUCCAAAGAAUCUAAACUAAAUCAAAGUGGGAAAGAAAAUACUAAAAUGAACUCGAGUAGAGAUUCAUUGAGCAGUCAUCAUUCCAUUAAAUCACGAGAUAGUAAAUCAGACCGGCAUACAUCAAAGUCUGAACGUAGUACUCCAAAAUCGGACCGCGCAACACCACGUUCUGGCAAGUCUACGCCCAAGUCCGGUGGAUUUACUCCAAAGUCAGGUCUGGCUACACCUAAAUCUGGUCGAGCGACUCCGAAAUCCGGUGCGACAACGCCAAAAAGUGGUAGGUCGAGUGGCAAACCAGAGAAACGUACGAAACACAAACCAUCAGAGAAGAUGACUCAACUGAUGUCAGAAGCUGCAUCAUCAUCAAGCAACGAAAGUAUACCUUUUGAGUUGAGAAGAUUAGAGUCUUCUACGAGUGUUCCGUACAGUCUUGACCAUGGUCCAGAAUUGUUACGACACUGCAGAAGUGCUGCAUCAGUCUUAGACGAACCUAACAUGAACAAUACAUUUGGAUCUGAAUCUUUGCCUAAUUUAGCUCCACCACCAGCUUUUGAGUCACCGCCUCUUGAUAUAGCGGACAAAGACUUCAAAAUACUACCUCCUAAAAACUUCUUGAAUAAAGAAGAAAAACGACGUAGAAGCACAUCGACGUCUAGUCUGAGUGAACAAAGUGGCUGGGUAUCUAGUGGACGCAGUUCGGGGCCCUCUUCUCCAGAUAAUGCAAGUUGUCAAUUAAACCAGAAUUUCGCCGCUGGAAAACCAGCUGCACCUAAACCUACUGGUACAACAAAUAAAAACUACGAAGGACCAACCGAUCCUCGUAAAACCGAUGGUGAACCUAUCAGUGACUUUAAACGAACAGUUCUUAAUGGAGAGCAGUUACGAGAACGACUCUUAAAGUUAGCUGUCAAGGUAGCCCAGAAUACUUCCAAUGAGAAGAUAGAAUGCUGUGAUAAGGAAGUGUGUGAAGAAUGCACCAUAUGUAGUGACUCCAUAUGCACCGAUAGCCAAUGCGAAUAUAAUAAACUAAUGCACAGUAAUGGUAUAGACGCGGGAUGCAACUCAGAUACUUGUACGGCAAGCUGCUUCCAACAAAUGGCUGAAGUUACUGCAGUGAAAGGAAAUCAAAGGCAUAAUUCUUUCAGUGCUGUCCAAGGAAAGACGUAUAGUUCAUCUUCUAAAAGUCUAAAUGAAGGCACGGUGAAAAAGUCACAAACAAUUAGUGACAAUCUACAUCCUUACAUAAGGAAAGAAAUGCCCCAAAAGCCACAACCGACACCUGCGAAGUCUCAAUCACUAGACAAAAGUAAAUUAAAAGACAGAAUACAGUAUACUGAAAAGUUAAUCGCGGCUGAGAUACGAAGUCUGACGGUGGAUCGAUCCUGUGUCAAACCUUCAAGCCAUAAGAAAGGUUCAUCGCAAAAAUACUCUAACAAAGCUAAAUCUGAAAUUGAUUUAGCCCACUUUGUUGGCGACAAUGACUAUGAGCAUUUACCUCCACCACAACAAUUUAGAGACGCUCCACCCCCACCAGAUGAAUUUAAGGAUCCUCCAACUAAAUCACCGAAGUUGAGUAGACAGAGCAGCAAAUCGUCUACUCCUUCGAAGACGCCUCGGAAGCAGCAACAACAGACGUCUUCCCUUCAGUUAGAUAACCCAUUAUACCAUGUGUGCGAAGGUAUAAUGGAGAGGCGCAAGUUGAGGCCGCAUCAGUCGGUCAAUUCGGGCAGUGCGCCCUCUGGUGGUACGCUUAAUAAAAGUCAGAGCACUGGGGAGCUGGCCAGCAGAAACGAUACUGAACAAAGAGAAAGCAAUCUCAUCAGUAUAUUCGGCUUGGCGGAAUCUGAAAGGUUAUUCGUGAAAUGCAGAGAAGAGUUCAGGCAAAGUGUCAAAUAUCCGGGAGCCAUUUACUCUGACUUCCCGCCUGUUGAGAAUUCGCUGCCCUACUUCCAUAUCAGUGACGAAUAUAGGAUGUUUAAUCCUGAAGGGCUCCACCUUAUCAUCUGCGUUCACGGCCUAGACGGCAACGCGGCCGAUCUCCGCCUGGUGAAGACUUACCUGGAACUGGGUCUGCCUGGGGCAAGGCUAGACUUCCUCAUGUCCGAGAGGAACCAGGGCGACACUUUCUCUGACUUCGACACCAUGACGGAUAGGCUCGUGCAAGAGAUUCUUACCCACAUUCAGAAUUCGAGUGACCCAGCUCGGAUAAGCUUCGUGGGCCACUCUCUGGGCACCAUCAUCAUCCGCUCAGCCCUCGCGAGGCCACAGAUGAAGCCCUACUUAGGGAAACUUCAUACCUUCCUCUCGUUAAGUGGACCUCAUCUUGGGACGCUGUAUAACUCUAGCGGAUUAGUUAAUGCUGGCAUGUGGUUCAUGCAGAAAUGGAAGAAGUCGGGUUCGUUACUGCAGCUGUCUCUCCGCGACGCGUCGGACCCUCGGCGUUCGUUCCUGUACCGUCUGAGCGAGAGGAGCCAACUGCACCAGUUCAAACAUAUCCUCCUAUGUGGGUCCGGGCAGGACCGAUAUGUUCCUCUGCAUUCAGCGAGGUUGGAGCUCUGUAAAGCUGCUGCUAAGGAUACCUCCCUGUUGGGACAAGCUUACAGAGAAAUGGUGCACAACAUGGUAUCACCGCUAGCGGCUCGUGCAUCCUCAGUGUCGGUAGUGCGGUACGACGUGCAGCACGCGUUACCGCACACCGCCAGCGCGCUAGUGGGCCGCGCCGCGCACAUCGCCGCGCUCGACUCCGAUCUAUUCAUCGAGAAGUUUCUACUGGUUUCCGCGCUCAAAUACUUCCGAUAAAACUGAUUUGAAAUUACUUAAGUUAGGUUCAUACAAUUUGGUACAGCUCCCUUCAGAUAAGUCAGUGUCCCUCUAUACCUACCAGCUCUCGUCACAGCGCUGAACUCCGAUCAAGUCAACGAAAAGUUUCUACUCUUUUACGCGCUCAAAUACUUCACAUAAAGCAUUUGUCUUAGAGUUUUGAAAGUGUGAAGGGGGAUUCAGAUUACAAGAAAGAAAUGACUCGCAUAUAUUAAGUCUCGAACGCUAAAUGUAACAAAAGGACCGCGUAUACACUCCUAAAGAUGAGCUUAUUGCACGUACACAACGCUAGUCAGAAACCGCUCUAGCAGUCCGCUGGAACUGGAAGGAGUGUUUCUUAUGCUGUUCAAAAGCUGCUUAUCAAUCACUCCCCAUUAAUUCAAGGAAAACAAAUGCUGCUACAGCCAAUAAUGAACAAAGCAACCUUGGACUAGUAUGACGCAUACUAGCCCAGGGCCACAGCCGUUCCUAUUCCCUAUCCUGAGUUUUAAGUGCUGCACGUGUUCACUUACGUAAUAUCCCAUUAAUUCCAAGGUCAAAUUAAAAAAAAAUACAGUAAGCUAACAGAUCGAAAUUCAAAAUAUCCAUUUAACCUCGAAAAGGAACCAGUUACGAGUAGAAUUCUUGGAACUAAAAAAAUAUAUUGUAGCGGAGGACACAAACAUAAAUAGAAGGUCACACGCUACUCUAAUUAAUAUUGUUAUACUAAUAACAAGAAACGAUUAUGAGAACAACAGAUAGAUAGAGGGAAUCUGUAAUUUGAACUUUUUCAUGACCAAAAUUGUUUUGAACAUUUCGAUCUGAAAGCUUACACAGAAACUUCUUUACUAGAACACGAGCUUUCAAUAAAGCACGAGGAGUAUUCUAAUAACUAUGAUUCUACAAAGUAUUCCACACGGCAUCCACAUAUGUCCCCCAACAAGCUUGUUUAUUACGAAACCAUAGUUACCUUCCUCUACUUUAUAUACAGAGAUCGGAUACCAAAACACUCUGGGACAAUUGAGGAUUUUUUUGAGCGGCUAGUAGAAUUGGAGUCUUGAUUAUAUCAAUGAAAAUGGAAUGAAAAUCUCCCCUCUUUUUAAAAUCCUUCUCUAACAGUCUUCCCAAUAUGUGUUAUGUCAUGUUAUGUGUUCCAUCUAUGUGUUAAUUUGCUUAUUAGAGACAGAAGUUUGACAGUAUUUGUAUGCUAACGUCGAAAUUAUAUCUUUAGUAAGCAAAAUAAAGGAUAGAUUGUAUGUUGAAAAUGGCUGUUAGUCUCUAAACCCGAAUGACUCGUAUUUUCCACCGUCAAUUGACUUGUACAAAUGCACACAGCUUCUCAAGAUCUUAAGAUUAAGACAUUUUGUAUAAAAAUGAGACUAUUUCAUCGAUUAAAUUUAAAUAUUAUGUCUCAAUAAGAGUAAAUGGAGAUUGAACAUUAGAUAAGUAAACUUGUAAAGUUAUUUUACUGCACCUCUUUUCUGCUGUCUUAUAAUUGUGACCAUACCUACCUAAUCAAUGAGUGAAUUCAAUUUAAUUAUAUCUUUAUUAUCUGUACCUAUAAGUCCAUAUUCAGUUGUCACGUCGCAUUUUAUUGUAUCGCAUUUGUUUGGCAUUUACCUAAAUCUAUCUAGAAACAUGUAUGUAUUACUGUCAAAUAAAUAUCCAGGCAACCAACUUUUCUUCAAAUUAAAAAAGUCUGUUGAAUAACGUUACCUAAUUUUAUUUAUACAGUAACCAUACAAAGUGUCCAUACAUUUCCUUGCAAAUGACGUAUGUAAUUCAAUACAUCUCUCGACUUCAAAUGUUUUCAGUAACAUUUCCCGGAUUUUCUGAAACUUUUAUCUAUCCAAUAUGUACCUACUUUCGCAGAGUUGCUUCACACUUUGAUGAAGUUUUACUAAAAAAAUGUAAACUGAUCUUCUGCUGCUUAACUACUAUAUCAAAUAUGUCAUGAUGCAACUCUGUACCCUAAUUAUCGUAUGUUUUCUAGAACCAUGAGUAUCAGUAGGCACUACAGGAUUAUCGAAAUUAUGAAUAGACUUGGUGACAGCGUGAUAAUUCGAUUAGAAUCCUAAAAGUAGAGUGAUUUAUGAACUAUGUUGAGGGUAACUGCAAUCAACAAUUUUAAUAACUUAAGUAGGUUUUAAGAUGGAUCUUUACACCAAUUAAUUAAGACUAUAAUUUUAGCGACUGUAGAUAAUUUAGGUAGAUGUUAUUUGUAUUAUUGUUGUCUAUGAACGGUAUCAUUCUCUAGCAACAAUUGUCUGCUGUGAACGUAACACGCACUCAUUUUAAGAUUUUUUGUCUGAGCCUAUGAAAUGUAACUACAGGUUUUACAAAAAAUAAUAUAAUUCAGAAAAUUUUGUCAAAAUACAGUCGUCGACUAUCAUAACAACCACUGUUGGCGUUUUGUUAUCUAUCAUCCUUGUUUAAUCAAGGAAUUAUGAAAAACACAUGACUCACGACGGCUAUCGUACAUCCACAGCAGCCAAAUGUCAAGUUUAAAUAACUCUUUUGUUUUUCCUCCACUUCUUGAAGACCCGUUAAGGUACGAAAAAUCUAAGCACUUUACUAUAAAUCUAUUGUAAAUAUGGGUCUGAUCGUGUGUAUGUUUCAUAUUGAACCUUAUUUACUUCUAAUUACAAUAUACGUGAAAUCAAUUAGGUAAUGCUGCACAAAAGUCAUAAGGAUUUAAUUGUAAUUAAGAUAAUAUCAGAGUUUUAUCGGUCAUCACUACCGAGUUUAUGUUUCGUCGUGCCGGCCAACAGCCAGCCCGUAGCCUUAAACUUAACAUAAAAAAAAAGAUAUAAACUAAUCGUUAGAUGAAAGUUGUAAAUUUUUAACGAAUGUUAGACUGAUAUUUAAAAAAAUAUACGGACUCAGACAUUUUAUAUUAUGUAAUUAAGUUUGUAGAAUUUACUUUAUUUAGUAGUGAACAUUAUUUGAUAAAGAAAACAUAACUAAUCUCGCUCUGUCCACUUCUCUGAAUUAAUCUGUAGGUAACGUUUUAUACAGGGCUUCGAUAAAUUGAUUUAUAAAAUAAUUAAAUAUAUUGUACUACUGACAUAGUAAUACCUCAUUAUUGCUCUCGAGCACGCUUGGAGUAACACAAAGUAUCAGUUUCUAUGGAAUUGAUGUCACUAGGUGGUGUCCAGUUAGGACAAUGGCAAUUAAAAUCAGAGAAUAAUGAUCAUUUCUGAAUCUAAUGCUCUAUUAAAAUUUGUCUAAAAUGGUCCCAACACUUUGAAAUGUAAUAUAGAAUGAUAUCGUUUCAAAUGCGCACCCGACUAUGUAGUUCGUGACAACGCUGACUUUAAAUAUCUAUUAGGUAUCCCUCACGAUUGUCUAUUACUUAUUCUAACAGCGCUUUUACAAUAGCGGAUUUUCCGCUCGGAAAAACCUAAUCGCUCGGUUCGAUAACAAACAAUUGACAACUUCUAUAGUGACAGAUGACAUUUUACUCUUCGAAUAUGUUGAGUAUGCGCUCGGUUUUUCUACGCGCGAGAAAUCCUCUAGUGUGACAGCGCUAUGUAGACAUUUUCGGUACCUACUUUCCGACAGUUUUCACGAAUGCUAUCAACCCAUAUCUUUGUAAACGAGUUCCAUUGAAACUGCGGCCUUUGUUAUUUAUGAGCCCUUCAUUUAAACGCAAAGAUUAUAAAAUACUUAUCUAGGAGUGUAUUUAAAGAUGGGAGGAAUUUUGUAAAUAUUAUAGAAAUGAAUUUUAUUUGUAAAUCGUAUGUUUAAUGGCAAUGUGUCGAUGUUAUACACUUAUGAUAAUAAACAAAUAAUGCCUGAAAA
Molecule: messenger RNA, 9559 nt
Organism: Helicoverpa armigera (cotton bollworm)
Lineage: Eukaryota; Metazoa; Arthropoda; Insecta; Lepidoptera; Noctuidae
Product: protein FAM135A
Exons: 17
Coding region: 209-5755 (1848 amino acids)
Source: RefSeq, a predicted model, not a curated record